AUGACUCCCGUGGCACCCGGGAAACCCUCCGAUGUAAACGAGACCGAGUCCGAGCAGCAGCAGCAGCAACUUUACGAAAAAUCGCGGGGAUUCGCACCGUACGUGACUACCCUCGUGCCCGAGAAACCGCCUGAUGUGAACGAGACCGAGUCCAAGCAACACCAGCAGCAACAAAGUUCCUCCGCGGUGGAAGUCCAGGCAAAGUCUGCAGGUCCCGCGGUAUCGGAAAGCCCGAGAAACAAGUUGUCUGCCUUUUUCUCAAGAAAACCAUCGGUGAGCCCGAAGAGUGUUCGUAUGGUUGAAGAGGAACGCAUGAGUUCGCCCAGCCCGCAAAGCACCAGGAGCAGGCGACAGGUGAGAGCCUAA
Molecule: messenger RNA, 366 nt
Organism: Dermacentor andersoni
Lineage: Eukaryota; Metazoa; Arthropoda; Arachnida; Ixodida; Ixodidae
Source: RefSeq, a predicted model, not a curated record